CUGCUCAAGUUCCUGCUGGUGGGCGACAGCGACGUGGGCAAGGGCGAGAUACUGGAAAGCCUGCAGGACGGCGCGGCCGAGUCCCCGUACGCCUACAGCAACGGGAUUGACUACAAGACAACCACCAUCCUACUGGACGGCCGUCGCGUCAAGCUGGAGCUCUGGGAUACGUCGGGCCAGGGCAGGUUCUGUACCAUCUUCAGGUCCUACUCCAGGGGCGCACAGGGAAUCCUCCUGGUAUAUGACAUUACCAACCGCUGGUCCUUUGAUGGCAUUGACCGGUGGAUCAAGGAGAUAGAUGAGCAUGCACCUGGGGUUCCUCGGAUUCUGGUUGGGAACCGGCUGCACUUGGCCUUCAAGCGGCAAGUGCCAACAGAGCAGGCUCGUGCCUAUGCAGAGAAGAACUGCAUGACCUUCUUUGAGGUCAGCCCCCUGUGCAACUUCAACGUCAUCGAGUCCUUCACAGAGCUGUCUCGCAUCGUGCUCAUGCGGCAUGGGAUGGAGAAGAUCUGGAGGCCCAAUCGAGUGUUCAGCUUGCAGGAUCUCUGCUGCCGUGCCAUCGUCUCCUGCACUCCUGUACAUCUCAUCGACAAGCUUCCACUGCCUGUCACUAUCAAGAGCCACCUCAAGUCCUUCUCAAUGGCAAAUGGCAUGAAUGCUGUCAUGAUGCAUGGCCGUUCCUACUCCCUGGCCAGCGGGGCCGGAGGCAGCAGCAGCAAAGGCAACAGCCUUAAGCGGUCCAAGUCUAUCCGUCCCCCGCAGAGCCCUCCCCAGAACUGCUCUCGGAGCAACUGCAAGAUCUCCUAGCAGUGCCAAUGGGGAUCACCUGUGCAGACUCUGGCGGCUCACCGGGGCGCUCCUGACCAGGUACUAGGCCCUGCUGUGUGUGAGGACUUGGCCACACAGCCCUGCCUAGGAAACACCAGGUUUUCUCCACACCUGUCCUGGGUGGAGAGGAGGAGUGUGUAGGAGAACAUGCUCUGUAAACUGGCAGAAGGGCCUGUGGGCAGCUGGGCUGCUGGUGCUACAAGGCCCUGAUCUGAACCAACCUCCGAUGCCAUAGCUACCUGGGCUUGGGCCAGGAGGAACCCUAGCUCCCCUUUCUUAUUUAUACAGAGAACAUUUCACCCAUUUUGUAUUUUAAAGGGCUGUCAGGAAAGCCUGGAUGCAACCAUGUGGUGAAGUGGCCUCUCCAGGGUCACAGGCACGGGGCAAGUUCCACAUGUGUACGGAAGGAUGGAUUUAAGGCAGUGGUAGAAGGAAUGGGCGAAGUUGGAUGAUUUUUGGAUUUGCAUAUACUUUGCCUGAGGUCUGGGAGGUACACAGGGGCCAGUGGGGAACAGAUGGGCACAGGCACCCUCCAGAAGCUUCUGGCAGUGAUCUUGGCCCCAGCUUCAUUUUUGACCAGGGUGGUCAGUGUGCUACAGCCAAGAAUGUAGCUCUUGCCAUCCCUUUACAGAUGUCAUCCCUGUACAUUGGAGCUCUCAAAACUCAGGAGAGGGAGAAAGUAGGAUAUACGCCAUCUGCCACUCGAUAGCUCCCUCUCAACUGUGACUUGACAACUUUGGUGAUGUUUACUACACAGACUCAGAUCAGCACCUCCAGGUUGAGGACGCAGAGCUAUUUGCAGACUUGUGAAAUGGGGCCACAGCCUAUGCUCCUGUGGUGGCGUCUGAGUCACUUGACAACACUGUCCAGCUUCCUGGUCUUCGCAGCUUGUGCUCAUCAACCUCAGCUGUGUACCUGUAGCUGUUCCUUGCCUGACGUGGCCCUUCUCCCCAGGAGCUCACAUACUAUUGGAACUGUUUCUUAGUGUCACAGCCUGGAACAGCAGCCUCAUCUACUCUGUGGGCAGGGAUGGAUACUAACCCUCUCAAGGAACCAUCGGCCAGCCCCUAUGCUGAAGCAUAGCAAGGUCUGGUCAUCUUGCCCCUCUUGAAGCCAUGGAAAAAUCCUCCACAGUGCUCCUCCUGCUUCUCUGUGCCCUGGGCAGCCCUCUCCACGGGGACAUCACCUUCUGCCUCUGCCUGCUCUCUGUCCUGGCCUGGUGACAAAGCCAGGUGCUUUACACUGGUGCUCAACUCUUCCUCCUGCCCUCUGGCCCAUGGCCACAGCAGGAACCCUGUCCAGGCCAUGGCCCCUCUCACCCAGGACCCUCAUAGUGUAUGUGUCCUGAGAUGGUUCUGCUGUGGGUGGACAUACAGCACCAUGGCCCAUUCUGUAAAGUGAGUCAUGCCACCAGGAAAAGGGCUAUGGCUGUGUGAGCUGCCUGAUACCAGUGGCUUCCUGGCCCUGAGGCUGACCACAGGCAGGUUGGGCAGAGGAAUCCUGCCCAUCGAACUUCAUCUUUCCCCCACACACCUGUCCUGCUACUGCCAGCAGGGCCCUUCCUUUGAAAUCAUGAACAAAAUCACACAGACUUUGUUUUGAGGAUCUGUGUGGUCCUGUGUGCACAGUAUCAACACUACCCCGCUGCUGUCGGACUCCAGCAUUCCUGGGUUCUUUGAACUGUUCUUACUUAAUUGUACAGUAAAUCUAAUUCAACUGUGA
Messenger RNA from Chinchilla lanigera (long-tailed chinchilla), 2550 nucleotides. It is a transcript of the gene Rab40c, whose product is annotated as RAB40C, member RAS oncogene family. Lineage: Eukaryota; Metazoa; Chordata; Mammalia; Rodentia; Chinchillidae. Gene Ontology annotation, cellular component: synaptic vesicle; plasma membrane; endosome. Gene Ontology annotation, molecular function: GTPase activity; GTP binding. Gene Ontology annotation, biological process: protein localization to plasma membrane; intracellular signal transduction. The record is from RefSeq and is a predicted model, not a curated record.